AUGAAGUCUAGUCUUUGGACAUCCUUGGCUGUUUUCCUCUGGUUCGGAGUUGUCACGGCCUUCUAUUUGCCUGGCGUGGCACCCACAAGCUAUAAACAGGGUGAUGAAAUCCAGUUGUUGGUCAACCAUUUGACUCCCACGAUGUCUAACUCCCAUUCCAAGUCGAAAACGCCGAUCUAUUCUUACGACUACUACUAUCCAAAGUUCCGUUUCUGCUCCCCUGAAAAAGGUCCUACCAAACAGCUGGAGUCAUUGGGCUCAAUCAUAUUUGGUGACCGUAUCUUUGACUCUCCUUUCAAGAUUAAGAUGUUGGAGCCAAAAACGUGCCUGAAGCUCUGUGAGUCUAAAUAUGAGAAGACAGACGCUGCCUUUGUGAAUAGAAACAUCCACGCCGGAUAUUCUUACAAUUGGAUCGUUGAUGGUUUGCCCGCUGCUAGAAAGGUAAUGGAAAGAAGAACCAAAAGUGAGUUCUACCGUUCUGGUUUUGCUAUCGGAAAGGUCGACGAGAAUAACGUGGCACAAUUGUACAACCACUUCAAAAUCAUAAUUGAGUAUCAUAAGAGAGCCAACAAUGAGUACAGAGUUGUGGGUGUGGUCGUCGAGGCCGAAUCGCUCGACAGAAGCAAGCUCGACUCCAGUAAGGCUAGCGCUGCAGAGUUGUGUGAUACCAAUUUGGCAGCUGUUACUUUGUCUAAGGAUUCUGAAAAGAAAGUGCUCUUCACAUACAGUGUCGAUUUUGAGGCAUCCGAAACUGCUUGGGCCACCAGAUGGGACAAAUACUUGCAUGUGUACGACCCAAAGAUUCAAUGGGUCUCUUUAAUUAACUUCUCCUUGGUUGUCAUUAUUUUAGGUGUGAUUAUGACUCACAUCUUGGUUAGCACCUUGAAGAAUGAUAUUGUCAAGUACAACGAAGUCAACUUGGACGAUGAUGUUGCAUACGACAGCGGUUGGAAGUUGGUUUACGGAGAUGUGUUCAGAUCUCCACCAAACAGAAUGAUUUUGUCAGUUGUGGUCGGAAAUGGUAUACAGUUAUUCUGCAUGGUACUCGUCACAAUCGUGUUUGCGUUGUUGGGCUUGCUAUCCCCAUCUAACAGAGGUGCAUUGUCAACUUUCAUGUUCAUUCUCUACAUUUUCUUCAGUAUCAUCUCUUCCUACGUCAGCGGAUAUCUCUACAGGUUUUUUGGAGGAGAGAACUGGAAGGCUAACAUGCUUUUGACCCCAGUGUUUGUUCCAGGUAUCUUGUUCUUGGCCUUCAUUUUCUUGAACUUUUUCUUGAUUUCCGCAAAGUCUUCUGGUGCUAUUCCAGUCGGAACUAUGGCUGCUAUCAUUAUUAUUUGGUUUUCUAUUUCUUUCCCAUUAUCAAUUGUGGGCUCAAUCUGGCAAUCCAAGAGAUCAAUUAUUUCAGUUCCUGUCAGAACUAAUCAAAUUCCAAGACAGAUUCCUACGCAGCCAUGGUACUUGAGAACGGUGCCAAUUAUGUUUAUGUCGGGACUCUUCCCAUUCGGAUCUAUUGCUGUCGAACUUUACUUUAUUUUCUCGUCUCUUUGGUUUAACAGAAUUUACUACAUGUUUGGCUUCUUGUUUUUCUGUUUUGUUUUGAUGCUAUUGACUACUGGUUUGAUAUCUGUGUUGACCAUUUACUACACUUUGUGCAGUGAGAACUACAAGUGGCAAUGGAAGUCUUUCUUCGUAGGAGGGGGCUGUGCCAUUUAUGUUUUCCUUCACGCAUUGUUCUUCCUUCGCGGAGACGGUGGCCUUCAAGAUUUCACCUCGAUUGUGUUGUACGUUGGCUACUCUGGAGUCAUAUCUUUGUUAGUAUUUGUGGUCUGUGGAUCAGUUGGAUUCUUGAGUAAUUUGUGGUUCGUGAGAACUAUCUACUCUCAAAUCAAGAUUGAUUAG
Messenger RNA from Sungouiella intermedia, 1899 nucleotides. The record is from the annotation of a GenBank genome assembly. Lineage: Eukaryota; Fungi; Ascomycota; Pichiomycetes; Serinales; Metschnikowiaceae.